AUGGAGAAUCUAUGCCAGGUCACGGCCCCAGCCUGUGGCUUUUUUGAGGCUGGGGCUCGGGAAUUCACCUCCGAAUCCCCGGCGCUUGACUGCUUUGGUGAACUGCUGGGAGAUACUCCUCAACCCCAGCUACAACUACUUGCUGAACAACAACACAACGCGCAACCGGCGAAGCCCUCCUCUCGGGCUUUCCUGUCAGCACCGAGGGCUCUUCCUCAGAUACCAACUCUUUCUAAAAGCGAAGAUUCUGUCCCAUCCGACACCAUCGCUGCGUCUACUCCUCCCUGUGCUCCUAAAGCACCGUUUGUGCGUGGGCACCGUCGCCGCUCCACCCACGUAUCCCACCGUGACCUUGAGAAGUUCAGAAAGGAGGUCCUGGGUGUUGAACCCACCGGAUUUGGGCUCGACGACGAAGCCGCGCUCAGACCAAACACCAAGGAAUUCGAGUCCCAAUUGGAGGAUUUGAACCGUGCUUUUGACACCGCCACCAUGUCUCUGAACAACAGCGGAAGUAACGCUGGAUCCGCAGGCAUGUUCUCGAAUUACACAGACAACUCGGCUGCCGGACCCUCCAACAUGCCUGGUGUUCCCCGCCAGCCUAUUCCCUCCCCGAUUGCUACUCCACCUCCUCAAGUCAAUGGUGCUGGUAUGGCUGGGAUGAAUGGUGGAGUACCGAUGAAUGCUGGACACCAGAUGGAUUUGCGUCACCUUUUCGACAUGGUGCUUGAGUUGAGCGAGGUGCUGAAAAACAACCGUGAGAUGACCAAAAGUAUAGUUUCCAGCGCGGAGGAGAUCAUGAAGCGUUCUUCUUCCGAGGGAACCAGUCCAAGCAUUCAGCAGGUAAAUGGAGAAAUUACUAGUGCUCGCAUCGCUGAACUCGAGCGCGCCCUUGCCAAGGAGAAACGCUCAGUGGAGAUCCUCAGAAACGAACAGGUCGAGAAUACCAAGCUGAUCGGUGAAUACGAGGCGGCGGUUGGGACCAUGGUGGAGCAGAUCCGCAACUACUGUCACAACAAUAAAAUGAACUAUCUGUCUCAGAAGCGCCAUUACAACAACCUGCUUCAGGCAGAGCGCGAUUCCCAUUUGGAAAGCCGCCUUGACCGUGAUCAUUGGCAUGCGCAGACGAUGAAGUGUGCUGAGAUGAUUCGCACCGCUUACCGUCUCCGCUGCGAGGAAGAAGAGCUGCCUACCCGUAUCGUCGCAGGGCUACAGAACGAGGUUCGCGCCUACCGCAACGCCCUCGGCAUGGAACCUGAGAAGCCAGAGGAGGAAUACGGAUGGGAGAUUUUGAAACAUGUGCCGGGAGGCUCUGAGUGAAGAGCUACCCCGGCGAUGUUUUACGAGCUACGAUGAUCUUUCGAUGCAUAAUUUCUACAUUGUGCGGGCCCGGCGUUUUGGGUACUCUUUUGCUGUUUUUUUAGCACUCGGAUUUUGCUGGUGAAGGAUACCCAUCUUUGCAUGACAUGUGUGUACUCUAGUCUCUCUUGCAUUACUGGCUGAGCGGCCCGAUUGCCGACGUGAUUGUCUGGUUGACUCUCGAUGUGCCGGUCAUACUGGGCUUCCAAGUCCAAACAUUCUGUCUGGACAGGACCUUGCUGGCUAAGUUAGUUUGACCUGGCAGUCUCCUGCACUAGCAGUCAAAACGACCAGUCAUCGAACAUUUGCAACACCUUUAUAGAAAAAAACACUGCUUUGUACAUGAAUCAUGAUCCACACUCUCAAUCCGUAUAGAACACUUCCUCGAGCACCUUCCACCACCCCGGUCCCUCUGCGCUACCCACUGCCCCAGGGACAGGGCUCUCCUG
Messenger RNA from Aspergillus calidoustus, 1805 nucleotides. The record is from the annotation of a GenBank genome assembly. Lineage: Eukaryota; Fungi; Ascomycota; Eurotiomycetes; Eurotiales; Aspergillaceae.